AUGGGCGACUCUAACAUAGGAAGCUUCAGCACGCCACUAAAGAAUGGGAUAAGUAGAUCUGUGGAGUUACGAGUGCCAAAUUCAGAAAGGCCAUAUCCCAAAGGCGUAGAUUCACCUGGUAAACCCGCCAAUGAUGAUCGAGCCUUGAGGAUACAAAAAAACAAUGAGAACGCCUCGCAGCUGCGCUCAUCACCCUGGAAGAGAGCAAAGCUUGACAAGUUCUCUUCGCGCUCGCAUCCCGUUUCCUCGCCUGCUGUGAUCGAAAUGUUGGAUCGAAAUGUUUCCGGGCCGCAUGGAUCACUGCGAGACAGUCAAGCAUUGGAAAUACAGGAUGAGAUAUCAGAAGCCAUCAGCAGCGCUGUCAGAGAAGUGUCUGGUAGUGACUCGUCAAAUCACGAUAAUCAGCAUCGCACCUCGCUAAUCAAUGACCUGCUAUCCCCAAGGCGGGAUGGCACGCCUGACCACAUUCCAGAUGCUGACCUCGCAAACUUAGGCAAGCUGACACCUCCCAAGAACUACAUGCAUAACACUGAGAGUAGCAUCAUCCAGAAUCUACAAAGCUGCUUUCGAGAUGAGCUCGGCAAGUUUGAGCAGUACCUAAAAGCCAAAAACGAACAGGCAGAUGAGUACCGCCGUCGUACUGUAGACUGCUUCGAGAAGAUCAAGCAAUUGGAAGAGGCACUCGAUGAGCAGAAACUUACUUACUCCUCUCUUUUGGGCGAGUAUGAAAUGCUCAGAGCCUCUCAAAGUGUCCGCGACGAUCAAUGGCAAACCCAAAACCGAGAAAUUGAAAAGCUCUCUACAGAAAAAACGAGCCUCGAAGAACGCGUUUCCCGGUUGAAGCUGCGGCUGUCUGAGGCGCGGAAUGAAAUGAAGAUGAUAAACCAAAAUUCGCAGAUACUUCAAGAAAAGUUCCAAACACAGAUUCAGCAAAAUGAGAGGCUUCAAAACCAAGUUUCAGAGCUUGAAGACAGUGAAAACCAACUUCGGGUGCAUAUUGAAAAUACUACUAAUUCUAAAAAGCGAGUUGAGGAGGAAAUCGAAAGGACAAGGGCUGAGCUUGCUCUAUUAACAGAAGGCAAAUUCAAGACGCAGUCGGAAAACGAAGAUUUAAAGCUUUCAGUCUCCAAGGCUCAGACUUUGCUGGCAGAAAAAACAAAGUUCAUUGAAGAGCUUCAGGCAAAUUUAAGAGCUUCUCAUGACACGAAGCAGAAAUCAACUAUAGAGCUUGAACAACGCAUAAACGACCUAACUCUCGAGAAAAAUGAAUUAGUAAGGGAACUGGAGGACAUGAGCACUUUAAGAUCAAAAAUUGAAGAAAGUGAAAACGAGAUCCAGUCAGUGAAAACUGAGCUUGACCGAACACAAGUUGCUCUUCAACAUCUUAAGGAGGAACAUUCAGAACUCCGCGAGCACUGCCGAUCUUUGGAAGCCGAACUCAAAACCUCUCAUCAAAAACUGGAAACAGCAAACGAUCAGCUGGCUAUAAAAUCGGCUGAGGUCGUGGAGCUUGGCCAUGAUGUUAAAGAGCUGCGACAAGGGAAAUCACACCUCGAAGAUUCUCUCAAGCUUCGUGACGCUUCAAUUUCGGAAUGGAAUUCUAAGUACGAAGAGAAGUGUGCCGAGAACAACAAGCUAUCUAUCGAAAUUGAAAGUUUCCAGUUCAAGAACGGUAAUUUAGAGACAGAGCACCUUGUUGAGCUAGAACAGCUUCAUCAGCAAAUGACCUCGCUUCAAGAAACUCUAAAAUCGAACUCUGAGCGUAUAAAGGAGCUAACUGAAGAGAACUCAUCUCUCAAAGACCAAUUAGAGGUUCGAGAGCUUCCUCAACCGCAGCAGGGACCUCUUGUUGACCCUGAGCAAGUUGAAGAGUUACAUGCUAAAAUCCAAAGCUUAGAGCAACAACUUCGGGAGAAGGAGGCGGAAGCGGGUAAAAGGCUUCAAUUGCUAGCGGAAGAUCUCUACAUCCAGUACUCCUCGAAGCACGAACAGAAGGUCAAAAUGCUUAAAAAAGGCUACGAAUCAAAGUAUCAAGACAAACUCGAAAGGCUAGGGCUCGAAAACUCAGGCUUGAAAGACGAGUUAAUGCAACUCAAUGAUACACUCAAGGCUGAAAGAGAAGAAAAGCAUAACUUAGUGAAGCUGUUAAAUAAGUAG
This is a messenger RNA of Lachancea thermotolerans CBS 6340, 2157 nucleotides long. RefSeq names its product Slk19p (gene SLK19). The record is from RefSeq and is a predicted model, not a curated record. Bases 1 to 2157 code for a protein of 718 amino acids. The transcript has a single exon. NCBI's taxonomy places the organism in Eukaryota, Fungi, Ascomycota, Saccharomycetes, Saccharomycetales, Saccharomycetaceae.